Messenger RNA from Oncorhynchus tshawytscha (Chinook salmon), 2553 nucleotides. RefSeq names its product transcription factor Ken-like. The transcript has 3 exons. Gene Ontology annotation, cellular component: nucleus. Lineage: Eukaryota; Metazoa; Chordata; Actinopteri; Salmoniformes; Salmonidae. The record is from RefSeq and is a predicted model, not a curated record. Bases 218 to 1831 code for a protein of 537 amino acids.
CUUCAGUGUAAACGGAAGUAAACAAUGUCAACGACCAAGAAACAUUAAACUUUAGCGUUUUUAAUUUGGUUAUUUAGACGUUUAUCAACACAAUAUAACUCAGAAUAUAGACCAUUUAACAGCAGAGCACCACAUUCUUACCACAUGUAGUCUUUAAUUCGCGUUGUAGACAGGACUUUAUUGAUAGAUGUUAUCUAGGUAACGCUAGCUGCUAACAAUGGCUAACUGUAUGGUUUUUCACACUCAAAUAGCCUCCAUCAUGGAGGUGCUUGCGAAUGCAGCCGUUGCAGAUAUUUGUAAACUCGUAGACGACGACUAUGCAGUGUUUCGUUUGGAAAUGUCUCAAAGCCAGAAUGAUAACAGGGCAUUGCGGAGGAAACUACAGCUACUGGAACUGAAGGUGUCACGGGAGCGCGCAGAGAGGACAAUGCGAGAUCGCGUCCUCGCCAGUCGUCCCAGUAGUGUCAAGAUCCUCGACCGAUACAGAGGAAUGGCAAGAGGUGAAGGAAAUCCCAAUGGGGGCCACAAGAGCUUUGUGAAACCAGUGGGACAUAAUACAUGGAGUGAUGACCAACCAAUCACUGUUGAUGAGGGGAGUGGAACCUCAACCCAGCAUGUUAUCGUGAUAGAGGAUGCAGAGGCUGCAGGUCCUGGGGUCAAACUGGAGAGGUCUGAAGGAGAGGAGGACACACGGCACAGCAGUGACAUCCAGACUGGACAGGCUGGAGUGCCCCCUGAAGCCACGGAGGACCAUACCGCCGCCUCAGCGCAGCCCAGGACCCGAAGCAGCAUCACGGAGGUCAGUGGAACGGCAAACGCCGUUCUCAAGUCAGAGACAGACACCAAGACUUUAACUGUAACACACAGGCUCUUACACACAGGAUCUGACCACAGAUCAGACCCAGAGAAACUGGGGUUGGGGACACUGGGCUGUCCUCCUGCUCCUGGUUCAGAGUAUUUACCGGUAUUUCAACAGAGCCAGAGGACAGUUUAUUCCCUUGGAGAUGGUGAUGCAUUAGACACUGGUGGUGAUGGCCUGUCUUGUUCUUACACUACAGAGAUGGACCCUAGCAACAUGUCCUUGGGUUUAGAUACACAGACUGAUCUGUCUAGAGGGGACUGGAACCAGUACAGUAGUAGUCUAUACUCUGAUGGGUGCCUAGAUAAGAAAGGGGAGGUUAUGGUUGUAAAUGAAUUGACUGUGAAAUUGGAGGGCAACACUCCUCCCACAUGGAAUGCAGAUAGUCACCUAGGAGACGGACACUCACAGGGCAGAGAUUUUUUAGAUUAUAGGGAAAUCAUAGAGACAAAUCCAAAUGUUGCGACCCACUCCCCUUUACAUGUGUUCAGGGAUCGUGACCCAGUGUCCAUGUCGAUGGGGCCUUCCGAUUCACAAGGCCGCGUCCUUUUCGAUCAGGUAUUGAACUCAAACGACAGUGCUAGACCCCAGGCUCAGGGAGGGGGAUCAGAAUCUGUCAAUGGUAAAGAGAAGCGGUUCCUCUGCGUGUUCUGUAACAAAGGCUUCAGCUGCCCCCAGAAGGUAGAGAUCCACCAGAGGGUCCACACAGGGGUGAAACCCUUCAGCUGUGCCCAGUGUCACAUGUGCUUCGCUGAGGCUGGCACCCUGAAGAGGCAUCAAAGAGUCCACACAGGGGAGAAACCCUUCAGCUGUACCCAGUGUGAGAAGAGGUUCUCCCGUCAGCACCAGCUGAAGAUGCACCUGAAGGUCCACACCGGAGAGAGGCCAUUUGCCUGUAUGCACUGCGGGAAGAGGUUCUCAGAGAGGAGAUACCUCAGGAUACACCAGCAGAAAAACCAUUCCACUCUAUAACAUCUGAUGUUAACCUCAAACCCUGCAUUGAAGGUAGACUCAGUGAAAUGACAUAGAUGCACAAAGUAAACAGCAGUAGUUGGUCAAUUUCCGCAACAACAAAGAGCAUUGAAGUGCAAAGCCCAGACAUUGUGGGAUAUUUAAGGCAUAUAUAUAAGCCUGACAUUCAGAGGUUUAGCUACAACCUUUUAAAGUCGAGGAGUCAAAGAAAUUUGACUUUGCUUGGGAAGUAAUCUUAUACCAUAUGUGACUCUCGCUAUCAAUUCACUUUCUGUAAAAUAUAAUAUGUAUAAUAAAAUGGAAUGUUCAUAUAAAUUAUUAUUAUAAUUAUAUUUGGUAGCAGAAUAACUUUUGGGGAAAUCUGGUCUAUCAUUUAUUUUCCUUAUCCAUUAUUUUUUAUUAUUAUUAUUAUCAUUAAAUAGCCUACCUAAAAGAUGUAACGAGUCUUUGUUAAACUAUGUAGAACUGCAGGAAAUUAGCUUCAAAACAAAAUUCCUAGGUCCCUCAAAUUUAACAAAAUCAAGCUGGGAGGGGCUAUAGAAUGAUCACAAAUACCUGUUUCAUCACUUAUAUUUAACUACUUAUUUUUUUCCAAAUACACUUUUAAUGAGAAAAUGAAUGCAGUUUAUCAAGUUCAUUCAGAUUAGUUUGUGUGUAUAUGUGGUUUUUAUAUGGUCUAGUUAAAACUUGUUUGUUUAAUAAACAAAACAUUUGACUUUUCA